AUGACUCAACCUGAGGUCAAGAUAAUGUGUUCAAAUACGAAUCAAGACGAAGCUUCCUCUGAAGAACAGCAACAGUUGAACACCGAGCUGUUAGAGCUCCGAAAAUGGGCCGAACAGAAAAUAAAAAAGCUAAAGGUUCUGCACGAUCAGAUGGUGGUAUAUUACGAUCGGAUGAUGACAAAAUGCAAGGUGUACGAAGAGGAAUUGGAACGAACCCGCACGGAAAACUCUCGUUACAAGUUUACAUCACAAUGUCUGAUGGACAAGAUAAAAGAAUUGACCAGUAGUGGUGUCGACAAAUCUUCGGUCAACUCCGUAAAUAAUGACGAUUGCAAAGACGGCAAAGAUGGAGAUCGCGAUGAAGAUAACGAUACCGAUACCGAUCCGAUAGCUACAUACUUGGAAGUGUGCUCCAAAACAUUGAUAGAUGAAGUUGCCGCAUACAAGGAACAGGUCGAGACGUCGACAAUAGAAUUGGACAAUAUCAACGACGAGCUGGCCAGGUCAGUGGAAACGCAGUCGUGCCUUAGGCGGUGCGUGGACGAACUUACAGUGCUGGCGGAAACAGAACGGAUUAAGCGAGACCGAGACGAGCUGGAACUACGAACGACACUGGACCAGUUGACGGCCGAGCUGGCCGAGGUUCAACAGGACAUGGUCCGAUUGCAGUCAGUUGAGGCCGAGAUAUCGGUUAAGUUGAUGCACCGCGAAUCUGCACAGGACGAGCUCGACGAAGUGAUGCGUGCAGACAACGCCCGGCUGCAGGCCCAGCUGGGAAAAAGUGCAAUUGUGCAUGCUGCACUGCAUUCGAAGAUAUACGAUUUGGAGAAAGAGCUGUCCGAGCGAACGGAAGCUGUGCCAUUGCAGCAAGAACAGUGCCAGGCUGGUUUUGGCAGUGAGGCGAUAGACGAGACGUCUUCUACGUCACUGAUACUGUAUCAGUGUAAUCUAUCCCGAUCAAGCGACGAGCAAGUUGCCAGUUUUCCGGACCUUGGACGCGGUGACGACCAAUUGAUACCGUGUUUGUUGUCGUCAACAAAACGCAACACCGUCGCCGAGGACGUUCAACUAUCGUGUUCACAGUCGACCAACGACGACUCCCAACCGUCGUGUUCCGAGUUGAACGACGUCGAUCACCAUCGUUCUACGUCAAAUGUUGUACAAGACAGAGUGAAGACAGCUUCAGAACAGUCAACGGACGAGUUGAGAAGUCGUCGUUUGGCUGAACUUAUAAAACAAUACGAGAGCAAACACGACGAUGAUUUCUAA
This is a messenger RNA of Myzus persicae (green peach aphid), 1269 nucleotides long. RefSeq lists its product as uncharacterized. NCBI's taxonomy places the organism in Eukaryota, Metazoa, Arthropoda, Insecta, Hemiptera, Aphididae. Bases 1 to 1269 code for a protein of 422 amino acids. The transcript is spliced from 3 exons. The record is from RefSeq and is a predicted model, not a curated record.